Molecule: messenger RNA, 4876 nt
Organism: Ruditapes philippinarum (Manila clam)
Lineage: Eukaryota; Metazoa; Mollusca; Bivalvia; Venerida; Veneridae
Product: slit homolog 1 protein-like
Exons: 2
Coding region: 751-2352 (533 amino acids)
Biological process (GO): immune response; toll-like receptor signaling pathway
Cellular component (GO): membrane
Molecular function (GO): transmembrane signaling receptor activity
Source: RefSeq, a predicted model, not a curated record
AGAUUCAAGUAUCUAACAGGGAAGUUCCGUCUUUCAAAUAACUAAACACAAAUAUGAUUUUGAAUUAGAUAUUUUUAUGAUGUAAUUGGAUAUUAUGCAAUAUCAUGAUGAAUUUUGUUCAGUGUUUGUCUCUUUGAUUAAUUAAAAAGUUGCAAAAAGGAAGUUAUCUGCGAAUGAAGUACAAUAAAGUGAUGGUGUGUGAUGAAUAGUCAAAGACAAUCAGUGUUAUCUAUUAUAAUAAAUACUUCGAUGUUAGACAAGUGAUAUGUGCAUUAUGGCCAAGAUCAUCUUAGUAACACUGCUUAUGUGCAUCAUGUAUUCUGGAGGAAACAGUUUGGCUUUAACUGAGAAGCGUAUGCCCGAUAAAUUUGAAUGCAACAGUAACUAUUCUACAAGAUAUUCGGGACUGAGGAUAGAAAAUGGUGCAACUGAUGCACAGAUUAAAGAUUGUUUAGAGACCAGCAAUCAUACUGAGGCAUUGUUGCUACGAAACAGUCAUUUAAGUAGUAUUCCAAAGUAUUUAGACACAAUGGGAAAUCUUGAGUAUAUAGAUUUAUCAUACAACGCUAUAACGGAAGUUACAUUUGAAGGAAUCGAAAGCAUUUGUCAACAACUUACACACCUUUUACUAAACAAUAAUAACAUCGAGGUCUUGGAAAAGGGGAUCUUGAUUGCUUACAGUCCCUACAAUAUCUUUACCUUGGAAACAACAACCUUAGAUAUGUGGAAAAUGGAACAUUCAGUGAAAAAAUGAAGAGUAUAAAAUAUAUAGAUCUAGUUAAUAAUAGCCUAACAGUUUUAGACUCUAGCUUACUAAGUAAACUAAAACUGUCUCAUAAUAUGAAGCUAGUAAUAAACGCGUCAAGGAACUUUAUUACAGGAAUUACUAAUUCGGCAAAUAUAACGAUAAAUGAUUUCAGCGAUAAAAAGGCUAUAUUCAUCAUAGCAACACACAAUAAUUUUACAACUGUUGACAUCAAUUAUUAUCUCAAACUAUUGAAUGUCACAGAUUAUGUACGUUUAUUACGAUUGUGGACCACCGGGUUCGACUUGCGUUUUAAUCCGUUUAUUUGUGACUGUGCACUUUAUCCUGUAGCUGACGCUCUUAGAAGGUUUUGGCACAUGAAUCUGAGGCCAGAUGUACCUAUAUUUUCAGUGACAUGUGGAAGUCCUCCUAGUCUGGCAGGAAUGUUGGUACGCAACGUUCCAACUGAUCAGUUCAAUUGUUCUGUUGAGUGCCCAAAUAAGUGUAUAUGUAACAAAACCGAUGCACGUGGCCUCAUGACCAUCCACUGUAAUGAAAAGUAUAUAGAAAAUAAUCUCCCAAAGACAAUUCCACAUGCUAAAAGGAUAAACCUCAAUAUUAAAUCUAACAAAUUGACAACACUCUCUUUCAGAGAAUAUCUCCGUAAUGUCUCACAAUUUGAUGUAUCUCAGUGUGCAAUUACAACCAUAGAAACAUCGUUUGUUGACAUGAUAAAAGAUGCUUCUUUCGAUGCUUUAUUUUUAAAUGAUAAUAGACUUAAAACGAUACCAAGGUCUUUUAAAAACCUUAAUUUCAGCAAAGGACAGGUCUUGGCGUUGGAUGGAAAUCCAUUCAUUUGUGAUUGCCAUUCCCAUUGGAUGAAAACUUGGCUUCGUUCCAACAAAAAGCACAUUUUACGGCGGAAUAACACUAGAUGCGCAACUGGUCCAGGUAAAGGCAAGCCAAUACAUGAAGUACCAGACAAUUUAUUUAUUUGCGAAUCUUUUACAAACAUCGACGAACUACUUUCCGUGAUUGGCUCAAUUACAUUUCUCGCACUUCUUCUUGUUAUUUUGUGGUAUAAAUCUAAAAGUAUACAAGUAUUCAUGAUAUCACAUUUUGAUAUAUGCAAGUAUUGCUGCCGGAAGAGAAAACACCGCCAGUUGUUGUACGAUAUCUUCAUUCCUCACUCAUGUGAGGACGAUGAUGUUAUCAAACCUAUUGUUGAUUAUCUUGAAAAUCACCAUCCGCCAUAUAGGGUAUGCAUUGGCGAGAAAAACUUUAAACCAGGUAAAACAAUAUCUGAAAAUAUACUGGAUGCAAUUGAAUCCAGUCAAACAACUUUGCUUGCCAUUUCCAAUAACUUCAUAAGGAGCACGUGGUGUAACAUGGAGUUUCGUGAAGCUCACAUGAGGUUUCUGAAAGACAGGAAUAUCAAUAUGCUGUUGAUUGUGUUAGAGGAAUUAGACAACAAUCUUAUUGGCAAGGAGUUAAAAAUUUACAUGGAAACGCAUGUGUACAUCAUGUAUAGGGACACUCAGUUUUGGGCAAAGCUUUUACAAAGCCUUCCUAUUAUGAUUGAACCAUCUGUUACUGACGGAAAGUAGUUGUUUUAAAUUAGAUCAGACACUUGACAAACAAGAAAAUACACAAGUACGGGGAAUACUUAGAAUACUAUACAAUACUAUAAAUUGGAGGCGUUAUACAUAUAAAAACAGUUACAAGUUGUGUAUACUAUUUAAAUAUUCAAGAUGUAUGUUCGAUUGACCAUAGAACGUCUUUGUUUUUUCGGGCAAGUCUUUGCUAUUUCGCACACAUGCAUAUUGAACAAAAUACUAGUCUGCUUUUUCUGCGAUGUUUUAUCCAUUUAGCAAUGAUUUCAUAUUUUAAGAGAAAAUAAGAUUAUUUACUAUAUUCCUUUCAUUCAAACUGUUUGAAAAUAUUAUGCUUUAAACUUCAGGUUGUGCAGGAGAUUACAGCUUUAUACACUUUAAAAAGAUUUUUUUAUAUCUUCCUAUUGUUCGUUAUAUUUGUUGACUUAAUUAGCGUAUGUGCGCCCAGUUAAGUUACACCCUAUAAAUACUUGUAAUUUACUGUAUAAUAAAUUAUGUAUUUUAUGUAAAUUAUGUUAUAUUAACAAAUUGCUGUACAACAAUCUAUAUAAUAUAUUAAAUUACACAUUGUCUUUUUUCGACAAGCGGACACACAGAUUGACAUUUACGGGAAAGUUGUAUUUACUUAUUCCUUUAUCAUUUUCGUUUUGUUCAUUAUUGUUGCUUACUAAUACCAUAUCACUUGUCACAUAGAUAGGCCUAAUAAACCUUUUAUAUAUUUUUUUGCAAAGGUAUGACAAUAUCCCUAUAAUCCCUACUUUUUAAGCCGCUAAUACCCACUGAUUUCCUUCUGUUAAAAACAAUUGAGUCAUUUUGCCCUACAAUGUCAAAGGAGGUUGCAUGUCAGCCUGUAUACUAGUACAUGUAUAAAAACAUACAACGUAAACUUUAAACUUUGAUACAUGUUCGAGGUAUUUAAUCAUUCAGGUUUAACGCCUCAUUUAUGUUCCUGCGUAAGACAUAGAACUUUAAGUCCAGUAUUUCAUUAGUUUGGUUCUUGUUAAAUUAUUAUCAUAAUGGUCGAUAAUUCUAUGGUUUUUAGAUGUAUUUAUUCCAUUUACGCUUGCUAUAGGUACGCUCCAAUACCUUAUUUGCAAUACCCUAUUUGAAAUAAUUCAUAUUUAUAAUAUAUUACUCCUCAUAUAAUUUUCCAUUUUUCAUGAUUCUCCGUUAGUCCGUGAUUCCGAGUAAACAGUGUACUCAGCAGAGUGGCUUGACAAUGUCGUUGCGGAAUAACACUGCACUGUUGUUCAGCAUGUUACAAUGCACAGUCUUUACAGUAUGAAACUUUACUUUGAUAAUGAUGAUUUUAAUGUUAGUACUUUGCAAAAACAAAUCUACCAAAUGAUAUAACAUAUUUUCAGAUUGGGAAACAAUGUAUCCAAAACGGGAAGCAGCUUUUAUCAUGUGAAACUAAACUUUUUAAUUAAUCUUAAGUCCGAAUUAUUUCAAUUGUAAGUCCUUUAUACCUGAGUCAUUUCCGACCCAAUAGGACUUCAGAUUUAUCUUUUCUACAUCACAUAGUGAUUUUCUAAUGUUAUUAGGGUAAAAAACUAUUUUUACACAGGUCAUUCCUUCUGAGGUGCCGUUAAAUAGAUUAAUGAACUUUCUGUUUGGGAAGGACUUUAAAAUUUACUGACUGAUCUGGAACAACACUGAAGGGGAAACCCCUUGUUUUCUAACAGGAAGUAUGUCCGAUUGAUAACUUUUCAAGUUGAACAGCAACGUAAAAGAAUCGAAUACAACUGCAAAUCAUUGCAUCUUAUAAUCUAGAUACUAGCUUUUUGACCUGUACAGAGACCUCUGAAAACGUUAAAGUCUUAUAUAUAGAUAUCUAUUAUACUAUUUAUCUACCAAUCGGUCAUUUUAUCUUGCUGCUAUAGUAGUUAAAUAAAUAAUUCGUUGAGUUAUAAUACAUUGGUAAAAUAUUAUUUUGACUACCUUUUUCAAUUGUGCAGUGUGAGCUUGGUAUAAUUCUAUUUUCAGGACAUAAACGAUUCUAUAAAUUCCUCAUCCGUUCCUGUCAGAUUUUCAUAACAAAGAUUACGAUUAUCGUUACAAAGAAUUAACCUUUUAAGUAACUGUGUUUGCUAAAAAAUAUGAAUGAGGAUUGAAAAUAUAUAAACAAUUGAAUUAAAUUUAUAUACAAACUCUCAAGUAAAAACUUAGUUGUAACUUACAGAUCGAAAUAUACUUAACCUUGAUUUUUUAAGUUACACAUUCAGAUGUAUUUAAUGAAAAUCUGUUAAUUUAAAACAUGUUUUGAUAUAUUGAUUAAAAUUAUUGAAAAUAAAAUGUGGAAAUCAAGAAAAAGCUCCUAUGCUACCCGACGAUGUUACAGUACUUCAAAAUAUAUGAUUUUAAGAUGUACCGGUGAAUUAUGCGUGUUCACUGAAUGGUAAAUGUUGCAUAUAAAAUAUAAGUAACCAUAUUUGCAAUAAUUAUUUAUUUAUGUUUUAAGCAGCAUGAUAUGGCAACAUUUGUCAAAGGAAUAUAUUUGUUAUCUGAUGGUUUCAAC